Molecule: messenger RNA, 2114 nt
Organism: Branchiostoma belcheri (Belcher's lancelet)
Lineage: Eukaryota; Metazoa; Chordata; Leptocardii; Amphioxiformes; Branchiostomatidae
Product: neurofilament heavy polypeptide-like
Exons: 5
Coding region: 126-2114 (662 amino acids)
Cellular component (GO): membrane
Source: RefSeq, a predicted model, not a curated record
AGAGCCCGUACUUCACGCGAGAGUGCAGUCGGGCUAGCCUUCGACGUGGUGAAAGCAAGCGGUUGUCAUCUAGAAAUUCCCCCACAAAUUCGGCAGCACCUAGAGGCGGUACAGAAGAGUUAAACAUGGCAGGAGACGAGAAGCAAGUACGCAAGAGAAACGUCGAGAAGUCCGACGCAAAAAACGGCAAGAAAUCCAAAGUGUCCAAUGGUACUAAGAAGGAGACCAAGAAUGAAAAGCCGUCAGCCUUCCUGGUGUGGAUGUUGGUGGUGGCAGUAGUAGCCGUGUGGGGGACUGUUGUGGUGGUCAAACUGGAACUGGUCGACUACAAGGGCAUUAUUGCCAGAAUAACAGAGCGUGGUUUGGAGCCUGACAUCUCGUACGGUGAACCACCGGUGGCAGAGAAACUGCCCGAGGAGGAACUCAAGAAAGCAGAAGAAAGCAUACCUGAAGCCAAGAAGGAAGCCAAGAAAGUCAAGAUAAAACUACCGCAAACUAAGGAAGAGAAACCUGCAAAGACGGAACCGUCUAAGAAAGAAGAAGCUCCUAAGAAGGAACCACCCGCUCCGAAAGAAGUAAAGAAAGAAAAAGAAGUUCCCAAGAAGACGACCACUCCUAAAGAAGAGACCGCUGCCAAGGAGGUAAAGGAAGAAAAGCCUGCUCCAAAGGAGAAACCAGCUCCAAAAGAGGCCGAACCUCCUACGAAGAAAGAAAAACCUGCUCCCAAAGAACCAAAAGAAGCUGCGAAACCAGCACCCAAGGAGGAAAAACCUCCAACCAAAGAGGAGAAAGCUGCACCUAAAGAAGUGAAAGAGAAGGCACCAACUGAAGAAAAACCUCCUAAACCGUCUCCUAAAGAACCAAAAGAGAAACCUGCCCAAAAAGCUACUGUCAAAGAAGAAAAACCUCCCGCGAAGGAAAAACCAGCCGCCAAAGAGGUGAAGGAAAAGCCAACCGCUAUACCUGCUGUGAAAGCAGCGGAACCACAAGUGAAGAAAAAGCUGGAGAAACCCGCAAAAGAACCUGCUGCCAAGAAAGAAGAUGCCAAACCACCAAAAAAGGUGGAAGCAAAACCUUCAGCUAAACCUGAAGCCCCAAAAAUUGUAAAAACUGAAAAGGCUGCAAAGCCUGCUCCAGAGAAGAAAAUCGCGAAACCAGAAGCGAAGAAACCCGUCGAGGUAGCAAAAAGACCGCCGCGCGCAAAGCAUGUCCCGCUGAAAAGGAUUCCACCCGUAGAAAAGAAGGUAGAAGCACCGAAAGAGAAACCUAAAGUUGAAGAAAAACCCGUUGAGGCAAAACCAGCGAAACAUAGACAUGUUCCGCUGAAGAGAAUAGAACCAACAACACCCGAAAAAGUCGCAGAAAAGCCGAAAGCUGUGAAAGAACCACCGAAGAAAGAAGAAGUUAAGGCCGCAAAAGAAGAACCCACAAAACCAUCAAAGCACAGGCAUGUGCCGCUGAAGAGAAUAGAGCCUGAAAAACCUAAAGAAGCUGUGAAAGAACCUCCGAAAAAAGCUAAAGAAGCUGUGAAACAACCUCCAAAAGAAGACGUAAAAGUGGCACAAAAAGAACCUGUGAAAAAAGCCAAACCAACAGAAAAGCACAGACAUAUGCCUCUGAAGAGAAUAGCGCCAGCAACACCUGAAAAGGUCGAAAAACCCGCCAAAGAGCCACCAAAAGAAGCUAAAACACCAAAAGAAGCUAAACCUGCACCAGAAAAAACUGCGAAAGACACUAAACCAGUGGAGAAACAUAGACACAUGCCUCUUAAAAGAAUAGAGCCAACACCGAAGAAAGAAAAGGAAGAACCAAAAGCCAUAGAAGAACCGCCCAAAGCCGAAACACCACCAGAAAAGAAGGCUCCUUCCUACAAGUUGAAGCCCAAACGUGUCCCUAUCUCCAAAGAACCACCUUACAAGCUCAAACCCAAGAAACUUGCAGGAGAGAAGCCCAAGAAAGUAAAGAAAGUCAAACCGGUUAUGAUUAAGAAAGUUGUAGCUGAACCUAAGAAGAUCGCCAAGGCUGUCAAACCGCCUCCACCCCAAGCCAAGCCACGAGCCAAGAAAGUUAGUUUAGAGCAGUAUUCCAAGAACAAGCAAGAAGGUACUGGCUGA